GAAUGAGCAGGGGAGCAGGGGCACCUUGGUCUUGUGUAGAGCCAGAUUCAUUGCAGGACACUGACCCCUCAUCAUCGUCAUCACCGUCACCGUCGGCGCAUGUUAGCCAAAUCCCUCGAUUUUCGUCACUAAUCUUCCCGCCGGCGAUUCUGCCUCCAAUCACGAUCCUCCCUCAGAUCACCCGUAAUUGGGUUGACGAGGCAUUCUGCGGUGAGUAUGAAUAUGAUGGUAAAGAGGAAAGUUCCUUCAUUGGUUGAUUUAUGUAUUAGGACAGCCAUAGAUAAUGUUAGGUAUCUCGGAGAUGUUGGUGAGACAGAUAUAAAUCUGCUUGAUCAUAUUCUGCCGCAUUGUACAGUUGAUCAGUUGAUGCAUAUUGAGAAGUGCACAGAAGAAAGAGAUUUGAGUGAAGUAACUGAUAAAUUAUGGAAAAAAUUUUAUGACAAAGAAUUUGGUGUGAAGAGUACUAAUCUUGUAGUUGAGAGGAUGAAACAGAAGAAAGUAUCAUUUAAAUGGAGCAAACUGUAUGAGGCAAAAUUGAAAGACAGGGAUGAGGCUCAGAAGAAAUCGUUUGAUCGAAUUAAGCAAUUAUACCAGAAGGAAGAUGCCAGAAAACAAAGUCGACAAGUUAAGAUUUGCACUAAAGUUCCACCUUCAAGCAAUAAAAGAUGCUUCUAUGGCGGACCUGGCACUUCCAAUUUGAAGAGCAACUUGAUGAAGAAGGCCAAAGUAGAAUGUCUUAACAGUCCGGAGGUGAAAAAUCUUGCAGCUAUGAAGAAACAAGCGUUGCAAAGUCGCUGCAUCGCUCCUGCAAGAAAGCUUGGCAGUUUUUCGGGGAAGGAUUGUGCUUCAACUUCCAAUCUUACGAAGCCGAUGCAGAGGAGACUGUAAAGCAUGUGUUGUGAUUCACCUGUAAACUCAUAAAGCAUAUAUAUGGAUAUUCAUUUUCCAUGUUCUGAAGUUCUCCCGAGAAUAUCAUUUCACAUCGGGAACGCAUUCAAAUGUAUGAUUAACAUGGUUGUUUUGCAUUUUUAUGUUUCCCGUUUUAAGGUUGGCCCGAUUCAGCUUUAUGACUUGCAAUUAUCACUCAGAAAAACUAAUUUUUGGGCGGGAUUGAAGGCUAAUCCCAAAUUACACACCUUGAGGGAAAUUACAACUUCAA
Vitis riparia (riverbank grape) is the source of this 1159-nucleotide messenger RNA. Its product is annotated as transcription elongation factor B polypeptide 3. Gene Ontology annotation, biological process: transcription elongation by RNA polymerase II. NCBI's taxonomy places the organism in Eukaryota, Viridiplantae, Streptophyta, Magnoliopsida, Vitales, Vitaceae. Gene Ontology annotation, cellular component: elongin complex; nucleus. The transcript has 8 exons. The record is from RefSeq and is a predicted model, not a curated record. The coding region runs from base 217 to 888 and encodes 223 amino acids.